GUUCGAGAUGUUUAUUGAUGUUGGGCACUAUGUGAGAGACAUUACCGCGUAUGAACCGCUGCAGGAGAAAAUCGCCAAAUUAACGGAGGAGGAAUUGGAUGUUCUCAGGGAAAGCAUAGAGACGGUGAACCAGAACCGACCUCCUCUGAGAGUGAUCAAUGGUUAUGCGGUUUUGGACCAUCUGGGCAGCGGUGCCUUUGGCAGCGUCUUUAAGGUCCGUAAACAGAGCGGACAGAACAUUCUGGCGCUGAAGGAGGUGAACUUUCACAAUCCGGCCUUUGGCAAGGACAAGCGGUCCAGAGACAGCAGCGUGGAGAAGAUUGUGUCUGAGAUGACCAUCAUUAAAGAACAG
Molecule: messenger RNA, 352 nt
Organism: Sinocyclocheilus grahami
Lineage: Eukaryota; Metazoa; Chordata; Actinopteri; Cypriniformes; Cyprinidae
Product: serine/threonine-protein kinase Nek10-like
Exons: 3
Biological process (GO): protein phosphorylation
Molecular function (GO): ATP binding; protein kinase activity
Source: RefSeq, a predicted model, not a curated record